AUGCCCUAUUCCAAGUUGCCACCGAAGCUCCUUCUCCUGGCAAGCACCCUGUCCAUUGCAACGCUAUGUCUACUCCUACUCACAUCAAGGUUGCCCACUGCGCACCUACUGCCCUCCCUGGGAAGAACCGCGAUCGAAGACUUGACGCACGACACAGCUUUCUUUCCACCGCACCCGGAGCACUGCGCAGGCAACACCGGCGUGGCGGAAGAUGGGAAUCCAUGUGCUGGCUUCCCAGUCCAUCUCCACGAGGACAUCCAGAUCGUGGUCAAAACGGGAAUUGGCGAGCGGCACAGACUCGAAGCGCUUCUUUCGACUUUCGCCUCCUGCUUUUCCAACAUCCUCAUCAUGUCUGACGUGCAGGGAAAGGUCUUGGGCCACGAGGUCUACGAUGUUCUUGCAGAUCUCCCUUCUUCAUACGCUGUCAACAACCCCGAUUGGGAAGCUUAUGAAACCCAACGAAAGGCCUACAAAGCUGGCGAGGCGAUCAGCAAAAGUCACCAAGGCUGGAAACUGGAUCGAUUCAAGUUCUUGCCGAUGAUUGAGAAGACGUUCAAGAUACGACCGAAGGCGAAGUGGUAUGUCUUCAUCGAGUCGGAUACGUACUACUUCUGGGAUACACUGUUCCGCGUCCUGAGUGAUCUGAAUCCGAACGAGAGACACUAUCUCGGUAACGCCGUGGCCGGGGCAGAUAAUGUCUGGUUCGCGUACGGCGGUGCCGGGUUUGUUCUUUCGAAGAAACUGAUGCGCGAUAUCAAUCAUGUUACUCCGCCCAUGAGCCACAAACACGAAGAACUGAUCAAGGGCGACUGCUGCGGCGACAUAGCUCUAGCCUACUCCCUCUAUCGCGAAUUAGAAGCACGCGUGGAAGGCAUGUAUCCGACCUUCUCGGGUGACGAACCUUCAUCAGUCGAAAUCGACGAAGCCAGACGCUGCGUCCCUCUUCUCGCUCUCCACCGCGUCAGCCCCGAGCAGAUGAAAUCGCUCUGGAAGUGGGAGCGCUGCCGUGUCUACACCGAAGCACCCCUCACAUACCUCGACUUCCUCGACUACAGCCUCGCUCACCUCGCCAGGCUCGCCGGGUCCUUUCAGAAAUCCCACUGGGACAACGGCGCUAAUCUCGAACAACCUUCGAAUUCCUCAAUGUCCGAGUGUUUCGAAUCAUGCAACAAGUCUCCAGGAUGCCUCCAGAGCACGUACUCAGAGGAGGGAACCUGUCGAUUCGCCGAGUUCGCAAAGUCAGGGCGUGAGGUGGAGCAGAAAAUGCAAUCCAGUUGGAACCCGAAAAGUCUUGCUCGGUUGGGAUGGACGACAGACGGCGGAAAGAGUCGGAAUGUAUGCGAGAAGGACUUCCAAUGGCAGGAGCCGGUCUUUAAGCCGUUCCCUUGA
Messenger RNA from Lecanosticta acicola, 1389 nucleotides. Lineage: Eukaryota; Fungi; Ascomycota; Dothideomycetes; Mycosphaerellales; Mycosphaerellaceae. The record is from the annotation of a GenBank genome assembly.